Dentiscutata heterogama is the source of this 269-nucleotide messenger RNA. The record is from the annotation of a GenBank genome assembly. Lineage: Eukaryota; Fungi; Glomeromycota; Glomeromycetes; Diversisporales; Gigasporaceae.
GAAAAGAUCAAGGUAAAGAAAAAUAUCUUUAUCUUUAUAGAAAGGAUAAAUGGACAUUAGGAAAAAAUUGUAUUUUUGAUGUAGAUAUCACCAGACCUCCAUAUGUUGUUACGUUAAAAAAAAAACGACAACAAUUACGUGGUGGUAAAGAGGUGAUAUCAGAUAGUAUCACAUUAAUUGGAUGCCAUACAAAACCAUCUAAUGCCUAUAAUGAAACGAUGAAAUUACUAGAACAAGUUUAUCCCGAGGUACUUAAGGAUUCUGAUUGA